Malania oleifera is the source of this 7055-nucleotide messenger RNA. RefSeq names its product putative 1-phosphatidylinositol-3-phosphate 5-kinase FAB1C. The coding region runs from base 1153 to 6444 and encodes 1763 amino acids. Gene Ontology annotation, cellular component: endosome membrane. The transcript has 11 exons. Gene Ontology annotation, biological process: phosphatidylinositol phosphate biosynthetic process. Lineage: Eukaryota; Viridiplantae; Streptophyta; Magnoliopsida; Santalales; Ximeniaceae. Gene Ontology annotation, molecular function: ATP binding; 1-phosphatidylinositol-3-phosphate 5-kinase activity. The record is from RefSeq and is a predicted model, not a curated record.
GGGGAGGGAGGGAAUCUAAAGUGAGAAGGCAAAGGGAUAAAAAAUCAAGGAAGGAGAAGAAGUCAUUAAACAUAAAAAACAGUUGUUUGUGCAGAGAGAGAGAGAGAGAGAGGGAGAGAGGUUGGAAGUGCUUUUGAAAAACGCUUUUUUGCUUUUUAAAAAUACUUUUAAUGGGUUAGGACUUUGGAAGAAGGGGAAUGAAAGCAAGACCAGGGGGGAAGGUAAAGAAGAAGAGUGGGAUGCUGGCUAUGUUGCUGUUCGAGGUGCGAGCCGAUUCCGGAAGAAAGGGAACCUUCUCCGUACUCCUCCUUUUCCUCCUUUUGAUUCUAAUCCUCCCUCUUCUUUAAUCCAAUCCGCUUCUCUCUCUACCUUCUUCUUCUUCUGGGGUUUACUAUUUUCGUUUCUGGGUUUUUUGAAUCCAUUUCAAGAUCUCUCCGCUUUAUGGGCUACUGGGUUUUUUGUUUCUGCGUUCAGCAUGAGUUUCUUUUGUGGAAAGUUACUGAAACGAAACAAUUUGCUGAUGUUGAUCUGGGUUUGGCCUUUCAGUCUCAGCUGGUUGAUUUAGGGUUUUUUUUUUUCUUCUUUUCUGUUUAUUUUGCUGCUAUAAUUGUUGCCGCUGAACUGGAUUGUAUGCUGUUGAUGUGAUGCUAUACUCGACCCGGGGAUGCAUUCUUUAUAACUCCGGAAUCGGUUGGUAGGGUGUGGGGUUUCCUUCUUUCAAGUGUAUCGAUUAAGAACAUGUAUUGUUUUUGAUGGUGUAUGUAAUCCAAACCUGUAGUGUAAAUAGUCUUCCUCUUGUGCAUUUCAGCCCCAUCUGAAAUCUAUAGAAUUCCUUCUUCUUCGAUAUUUUGUGAUUUUGGGAGGAAUUUCAUCCUUUUCUUUAUCCAGUUUUAACCUAAAAUGGAGGAGAAAAAUACACACCCAAGUUUUAAUCGGUCCCUGUAAUCCUUUACAACGCCCAUUACUUUUAUUCUGGGUUUGACAAUUCUCACGUUAUUACUUUUGUUUUAUUCAUAGUUGAUACUGUAAAAGAGUAGAUAAAUUUGCGCGGGGCUUUAAAUUUUUCCUUCUCUAAAUACUAAAUUUGGGCAAGCUGAGAGGAAGAUACAUACGAGGAACUGCAUCUUAUACUCGUUGGGGGCAUUUUGUUUGAUGGGAAUUCCUGAUAGUUCACUAUUGAAUCUAAUAAAUAAGGUUAGGUCUUGGAUUUCUUGGGGACGAAGAGAUCUCUCUUGUUUAUCUGACAAAUUUGAGAUGUCCUUUAACAGUUCCAUUAUGUGUUGUGAGUGUGAGAAAACAUUUUCGGAGUUCUAUCAGAGAUACUGUUGCCAGAAAUGUGGUAGGGUGCUCUGUGGGAAAUGUAUAGGAGGUUAUCCAUCACCUGUUGUUGCUGCAUCGGAUGCUAUGAAAAGAGAGGCUGUGAAUGGGCAAUACAUAAAGUCAUGUAAGUUUUGCUCUAGGGUUAGUGUUAGGCAUGGAGGUGGGAGAAGGUAUGGUGAUAAAAUCUAUCCUUCUGCCAGUCCUCGAGGAAGCUCAGAGCCGCCAUCACCAUGUUUCAGCGGGGAAAAAUUUGAUGCUGAUGUAAGCAACGAGCCCAUUCAAGGUGAUCGAGUUGAUUGCUUUCUUGGAGCCCAGGAAGAUGGUUAUUUUCACAACGAAGUGACUGGUAGCAGUUUUUCUGCGUCCAACUCUUUUCGCUGCUCUUUUACUAGGAGUGAUGAAGAAGAGGCCGAUGAGUCUGCGAAGCACUUUUUCCGCUCAUCGAGUGAAUACUGUUAUGACAUUUUGGAUAUAGAUUCAAGUAAUGUUAGUGGUAGGCAUGAGUUUUACAGUUUCAAGUCAGUAGAUUCAAGUCCUUCAGAAAGCCCCUCGAGGAUUCGUUUUACUUCCCAGGGAGUAGGGCAUUCUGUGCAGCAGGAGCGUGAGGGAAGCCCAAUGUGUCAGAAUGAUGCUCCAUUUAAUAGUGAUACACAGGCUGUUUUAAAAAAGCCUGAGAUAGAGAUUCAGGAUCCUGAGAACACUGAUGAUUGCCCUGAUGAUCUGUCGAUUUUUAGAAACCAGUAUGAGCAUUUGCAAAAGCUAUUGGAUUUUGAAAAAAAUGGCUGCAUUUGGUUUCCUCCUCCACCUGAUGAUGAAGAUGAGGGCAAUUUCUUUGCAUAUGAUGAUGAGGAUGAUGAUAUUGGUGAGUCUGGUGCAAUGUUCUCAUCUAGUGGUACUUUUCCUAGAAUGUUUCCUCUCAAGGAGAAACAUAAUGAGGUAAACAGAGAACCCCUAAGAGCUGUUGUGCAAGGGCAUUUUAGGGCUCUUGUGUCACAGCUAUUACAGGCAGAGGGUGUCAAUAUGGGCAAAGAUUGCAUUGAAGACUGGCUUAAUAUAGUUACAACAAUAGCAUGGCAAGCUGCAAAUUUUGUGAAACCGGAUACUACCGGGGGAGGCAGUAUGGAUCCUGGGGAUUAUGUAAAGGUUAAGUGUGUAGCAUCAGGAAGACCAAGUGAUAGCAUCCUUGUAAAGGGAGUAGUUUGUACAAAAAAUAUAAAACAUAAACGAAUGAUUUCACAAUACAAAAAUCCUAGAUUAAUUCUUCUAGGAGGAGCCCUCGAGUAUCAAAGAGUCCCAAAUCAGCUGGCAUCUUUGGAUACAUUACUCCAACAGGAAAUCAAUCAUCUCAAAACAAUUGUUUCAAAGAUUGAAGGCCGUCGCCCAAAUGUUCUACUGGUAGAAAAAAGUGUGUCUUCAUAUGCCCAAGAAUAUCUGCUAGCUAAAGAAAUCUCUUUGGUCUUAAAUGUUAAGAGGCCAUUACUGGAGCGUAUAGCCCGGUGCACUGGUGCUCUUAUUACCCCAUCCAUUGAUCAUAUUCCUACAACACAAUUAGGACAUUGUGAACUCUUCCGGGUGGAGCGAGUAUUGGAAGAAUUUGAGCCUGCCAAUCUGUCAAACAAGAGACCAUCUAAAACUCUGAUGUUUUUUGAAGGUUGUCCGAGGCGUUUAGGCUGCACGGUUUUGCUGAAGGGCGCAUGUCAUGAAGAGCUAAAGAAGGUUAAGCAUGUUGUUCAAUAUGCUGUUUUUGCAGCCCACCAUUUAUCCCUCGAGACUUCCUUCCUUGCUGAUGAGGGUGCCAGUCUUCCCAGGAUAACACUGAAACCGUCAAUUACUAUACCAGAAAGGAUUGCAAUUGAUAAUGCUAUUUCAAUUAUCUCUAAUUCUUCUGUUUCUGCGUUUCAAGCAGUGACUGAUCUUUCAGAUCAAAGUGAAGGAUGUGAGGACCUUAAUCUGGAACUUAGAGGUUGGGAUUCAUCAUCUGAGCAUUUUAAUCCUUGCCAUCUUCCUCCCUUCCCGGUUUCCAUGGACUGCAGAGUUAAAGGUGUAAAUAUACUCUGUGAUGCACAUAGAGACGAUUCAGUAUCUAAGGUGCGUGUGGACUCAUUUUCCCUGAAACAGUGUGAGGGCUUAAGGGUGCCUACUGCGUUUCCUUCUGAUGUUAAAAAUCAUUCCCAGCCUGAAUUGCUGGAAUCAAUGGCUGAAGAGGGGAGACAAUCUGAAGAAAUUAAUGAACUGGCAAGACCAGAAAGGAUUGAUGAAAAUGAACUUUCUGCAGAAUACUUCUCAGCUGCUGACAGUCACCAGAGCAUAUUAGUAUCUUUCUCAAGCCAUUGCCUGAAGGGAACUGUAUGUGAACGCUCUCGCCUCUUGCGAAUUAAGUUUUAUGGUAGUUUUGAUAAGCCUCUUGGGAGAUAUCUUCGUGAUGACCUGCUUGAUCAGACAUCAUAUUGUCGGGUUUGUUAUGAGCCAGCUGAGGCCCAUGUCCAAUGUUAUACCCACCAGCAGGGAAGCCUUACAAUUAAUGUUAGACGCCUUCCCUCACUGAACCUACCAGGGGAACGUGAUGGAAAGAUAUGGAUGUGGCAUCGAUGUCUCAAGUGUGCUCCAAAGGAUGGGGUUCCACCUGCAACUCGUAGGGUUGUUAUGUCAGAUGCUGCCUGGGGGCUUUCAUUUGGAAAAUUCUUGGAACUUAGCUUUUCAAACCAUGCAACUGCUAAUCGCAUCGCAAAUUGUGGCCAUUCUUUGCAAAGGGAUUGCCUUCGUUAUUAUGGGUUCGGGGGCAUGGUUGCAUUCUUCCGUUAUUCCCCUAUUGAUAUUCUUUCUGUUCAUUUACCUGCAUCGGUGCUUGAAUUCAAUGGCUUUGCUCAACAGAAGUGGAUAAGAAAAGAAGCUGCUGAGCUUAUGAGCAAAAUGGAGACAUUAUAUGUGGAGAUAUCUGAUGCACUGUACAACUUUGAACAGAAGGCUACUGAAUAUGAACCAUCAGAUGCAAGUGAAUUCGAGGAUCACAUUAUGGUGCUCAGAGAUCUACUUAAAAAGGAACGAAAUGAUUACAAUGUUUUGCUGCAAUCAGCUACUUUAGAAACUUCACAAUCAGGUCAAGUAGCAGUAGACGUUCUGGAACUCAAUCGCUUGAGACGUUCUCUGUUGAUUGGUUCUCAUGUUUGGGAUAAUCGGCUUUGUUUAUUGGACUCUCUACUUAAAACAAGGAGUUCUAUAUUCAACGUUACGCAGGGGAAUGUAUCUGAUGCUGAGCUGCAGGAGUCUAAGCGUGAUUUGUAUUUAAAUGAUGGCAAGCAUGACUGUUCUCCUGGAGAAAGCCUAUCUGAGUCUUUGAAUUUGAAAUUACAGGAGUCUCCCCAGAAUGAUCUACAGUUGCUGGAGGACCCAGACUUACCGCUGCUUGAGCCUUUCGCUCCUCAAGACUCCAUGUCAGCCGCAAGUUGUCAUAAGAAACAGGAGGAGAUGCACUCUGAUGGGGAUGCUUCUGUCAACAAAACAUUCUUUGAAAGUGUCCCUUGUCCUGAACCCAAUCUCUCUGAUAAAAUAGAUUCUGCUUGGACAGGGACAGAUCAACUUCCAGUAAAAGUUCAGAGUCCUUGUAUGGUACAGGCAGAUGGACCCCAAACUGGUCCUGGCACAAAAAUAAAUCAGAUUGACACUUCACCUUUCAAAAGGCUAAUUUCACCUGUAAGAGUGUAUUCAUUUGAUUCUGCUGUAAGAGUCCAAGAAAGAAUUCGGAAAGGAUUGCUCCCUUCUAUGCAUUUGUCUACAGUAAGAUCUUUCCAUGCUUCUGGGGACUACAAGAGUAUGGUUAGAGAUCCAGUUUCAAACAUUUUAAGAACCAAUUCUCCAACACUACCUAGAGAGGACCAGAAGUUGAGUUUUAUACAUAAUUCAGCACCCUUGCAUAUCUCUUGUGCAUCUCAUAUAGCUGAAGGGGUCCGGUUGUUGCUUCCACCAGUGGGCCACGAUAAUUUAGUUAUUGCUGUUUAUGACGACGAACCCACUAGUAUUAUAUCAUAUGCACUCAGUUCAAAGAACUAUGAAGACUGGGUUGCCAAUAAGUCAAAUGAGCAUGAAAGAAACUGGAGUGCUCAUGACGGAAGCAGAGAAGAUUCUGCAUCAUACAGUUUUACAGCCUGGCAGUCGUUUGGCUCUCUGGAUUUGGAUUAUAUGCACUGUGGAAGUUAUGGGUCUGAAGAUGCUUCAUCAUCGAUUGGUAACUUAUCUAUUUAUCCCAAGAAAUCUCCACACCUUAGAAUAUCAUUUGGGGAUAAUUAUUCAAUUACGGGGGGGAGGAUGAAGUUUUCUGUCACCUGUUAUUUUGCAAAGCAGUUUGAUGCUCUUCGAAAGAAAUGCUGUCCAAGUGAAGUAGAUUUUGUGCGUUCUUUGAGCCGCUGCAAGACAUGGAGGGCAGAAGGCGGGAAAAGCAAAGUUUAUUUUGCCCGGUCAUUGGAUGAGAGAUUCAUUAUAAAACAAGUCACCAAGACUGAGUUGGAUUCUUUUGAGGAAUUUGCACCUGAAUAUUUCAAGUAUUUGACCGAUUCUCUUGACUCAGGAAGUCCAACUUGUCUUGCUAAAAUUCUUGGUAUUUAUCAGGUUACUGUCAAAUAUCUGAAAGGUGGCAAAGAAACAAAAAUGGAUUUGAUGGUGAUGGAGAACCUUUUUUUCAAGAGAUGUAUCUCUAGGGUUUAUGAUCUCAAGGGCUCUGCACGAUCACGUUACAAUCCUGAUACAACUGGGAAAAACAAAGUGCUUUUAGAUAUGAAUUUGUUAGAGACACUGCGUACAAAACCCAUAUUUCUUGGAAGCAAGGCAAAGAGAAGACUAGAGAGAGCUGUGUGGAAUGAUACAUCCUUUCUAGCUUCUGUUGAUGUCAUGGACUAUUCGUUGUUGGUUGGUGUUGACGAGGAGCGCAAGGAGCUGGUUUUGGGUAUCAUUGAUUUUAUGAGACAGUACACAUGGGACAAGCAUCUGGAGACAUGGGUGAAGGCAUCUGGUAUACUGGGCGGCCCUAAGAAUGCUUCCCCAACCAUUAUUUCUCCUGACCAGUACAAGAGAAGGUUUCGAAAAGCCAUGACCACCUAUUUUCUUACAGUACCUGAUCAAUGGCCUUCAUGAAUUGCAUUUUUGCAUUCUUUUUAGUCACUAUGCAUUGGUUAGUUAAUAAGGGAAUGGGAAAUCUCAUUACUGAUAAAGCAGAGGGGGGAAGAUCCUUCCUGCUAAUUGGUUUGGUUUCUUUUUGUUUCGUUCUUGGGUAUACGGGCAGAAGUGAUCCCAAAUGUGAGGCUAAUGCACAGAUGAGCAGAAUAUACUAGGACAAGAACAAAAAUUUUCUUUAUUUUUUCGAAAUUUUUUGUAAAUCACAUGUACAAAAGUUACCUCGAGGAAAAAAGGAUACUUGACUUGAUAUGUUCGGCAACUUUUCCCUGAACAAGGAUGAGUGCUGCAAUGGUGGCCUGAGAAUUUAUAUGCAUGAAAGUCACCAAGAAGUCCAGUCUUAAGUAUUCGAACUGAACUGCCUUAUUGUGAUUGUACGGUUAAUCUUGUUCGUAUUCUUGCUCCCCUGAGCAUUUUUUGACUGGUAAUAUACUGAUGUUUUAAAACCUGGAUUGGCCUACUCGAUUCCACUGGGUAUGCGCUCUGGUCUGGGUUGUAGCAGGAACCUAAAAACUAUGUUAUGCUCUAUGAACCUAGGUUCGCCGAAUCAAAUGAAAGUUCGUCAUUUUACA